ACAACCUCUAUCAGCAGGGGACAAACACACACUCCGACACACACAAAUUAGUGCAGGCCUGUCAUACACACAACACUCUCUCCUGGGAUAUGAACCCUCUCGCCCUCACCUGUCUCUUGUGCUUCGUCUGCAGUGCUCUGGGUGCUCAGGGGUCAGAGGCCACAUUCUCCAGUGAACUAGCUGGAGUAACAGGGGAUCCAGCCUCUGGGGAGGGGCUCCAGAGUUUGCAGAGCGACGAUGAAGAGCUGGAAAUAGACGAGGAACUUUCAGGAGGAGACAACGAAAAUGUCAGCCUCCAUGAGUUGCAUCCCAACAAAGAUGAGAAGAAGAAAAAGAAGGGCAAAGGCAAGAAGAGGAACAGGCAAAAGGCCAAGAGCACAACUCCUUUAAACCCCGAGCACACGUUCUUCACCAACGGAUACACGUCGACUUACAGCACCACAGAGGAUCCCUGCACCUCCACCCACCUGGGCUACUGCAUUCACGGUUACUGCAAGUACAUAGAGGGCCUGCAGGAGCCAGUGUGUAUAUGUAUGAAGGGUUACGACGGGGAGCGCUGUGGGAUCCAAACUCUGGAGACAAGUAAAACCCAGCCCGAUAACAGCAACAUUUCGGAGUUGGUGCAAACGGUGUUAGUGAUCAUUGCUGUGGUCCUGUCAGUCAUCAGCUGCACCGCCAUCCUGCUCAUGACCUGUGCUCAUUAUAGGUCGCAUAAAAACUUCCUGGCGUCCUAUCUGGGAACUGGGACAGAGCUUGAGAAGCUACAGAAACCAAUCGGUGACGUUGUAGUGUGAGGGCGUCAAGUAAUGAUGAGCCAGCCGCACGACUCCAAGACGAAGUAGAGCAGAGGAGUCCGAGGACCUGAGAAAGCAGUAUAGUGAAUAGACUGCUUAAUUAUAUGCUGUGGGGAAAAAACAGUUAGAAUGUAAUUUAUUUAGUGUGAUUAUUUAUUGCUAACGACUGUAUGAGUGUUUGUAUGUUGGACUAUUGUUAUGAUGUCUGUUAUGUGCAACUGCUGAACAUCCAGUUCCUUUGAUUGUGAUUGUUCUGUUGGUUUGGUUUUAUUUAUUGCACUGCUGUUGUUAUAGGUCAGAGAAAUGCUCUUCAUCUCACACUGGAAAAGGGAUGGAAUUUGAUCACUAAUAAAGUGUCUCAGUGUUA
Messenger RNA from Micropterus salmoides (largemouth bass), 1161 nucleotides. RefSeq names its product amphiregulin (gene areg). The transcript has 6 exons. The record is from RefSeq and is a predicted model, not a curated record. Bases 90 to 794 code for a protein of 234 amino acids. Lineage: Eukaryota; Metazoa; Chordata; Actinopteri; Centrarchiformes; Centrarchidae. Gene Ontology annotation, biological process: positive regulation of cell population proliferation; positive regulation of mitotic nuclear division; epidermal growth factor receptor signaling pathway.